AUGGUCCUUCGUUUUGUGCGCAAACCGCGUGGCGGUUGUUUGAAGCUGCUCUACUUGUCGGGUUUCGCUUGUGUAUUCUUCUUUCUAUCUAGCCAAUUGAAGAAUUCACAAUCAUUUGCCAAAGCAAUCGUAGCUCCAUUUGAAAAAGAUCGAGGUGUGCAUCCUUUACCGGAAGAAUCGAAAGAGUACGGGAACCACGAACAUCCUGGUGGUGCUCAGAAAGAACAGCCUCCUCUCCCAAUAAUCAAGAAUGAAGAUGGGGACGGCGUCGAUCCUGAUCGAGUUGAUGGACCUGAUGCAUUGGCAUACAAAGCUGAUCAGGAACAAGAACAAAUACCAGUUGUCCACGCAGUUGCCCCGAAUGAUGUUUUCGGAAAGCAACCUCAAAAUAGUGCACGGGCAGAUUUAGACGACACAUCUUAUCCUCAUAUUAAUGGGAACGGAAAAUUCAUUCCUCAUCGGCGCAUAAUUCAUUUGGAUUUGAAAGGAGGUGCUUUCAAGCCGGAGUUCCUUGCGGAGUUGUUUUAUUUCUUCAGUCGCAUAAAGGCUACCGGAGUACUGAUCGAAUGGGAGGAUAUGUUUCCGUACACAGGGAAUCUGUCAGACACAGUCAACGGAAAUGCAUACUCUAUGGAGAAUGUUGAGUACAUAUUGAAGGAAGCAAAACGCCAGCAUCUCGAAGUCAUUCCUUUAGUCCAAACUUUCGGUCAUCUUGAAUGGGUUCUAAAGCUUGAGAAAUUCGCUCAUUUAAGAGAGGACAGCAGAUUUCCUCAAGUCAUUUGUUUUCCGGAACCAGAAGCAUGGAAGCUUAUAACGGAUAUGAUUGAUCAAGUUGCUGCUGUGCACAAGAAAUACGGAAUGCCUUUCUUUCAUAUGGGAGGUGAUGAAGCUUUCCAGGUAGGUGUUUGCAACGCCAGUAUAAUGGAAAUGGGACGACAGGGUUCUAGAGAUCGGUUGAUGCUUUGGCACAUUUCCAGAACAGCAAAGUACAUUAAAACCGUGUACUCGACAACUGUUUUGGCGUGGCAUGAUAUGUUUGGACAUGCUAUGGAGUUUGAUUUGGCUGCUUACCAUAUGACAGAAGUCUUGGAACCUGUUCUUUGGAGUUAUGCUGAAGAUUUGGAUCUAUACUUACCGAAAACAACAUGGCUGAGCCUGAAGCCAUUCCGGCGUGUGUGGGGAAGUUCGGCUUGGAAGGGCGCAGAUGGACCAGCUCGUUUCAACUCCAAUCCUAUACAUUAUAUCCGGAAUCACGAGGCUUGGAUUGAACAAAUGACUAGAAAUUACAACGAAUUUGAUGUGCUACAGGGUAUCAUACUGGCCGGAUGGUCACGUUACGAUCACUUUGCUAUUUUAUGUGAAUUAGCUCCUGUGGCUUUGCCAACUCUGGCCAUGUCCAUGGAAACUAUAUUGGAAGGAAGACCUCUGCAAGGUAAUUACCCCAUUUCUCGAGACGCUCUUCAGUGCACUCCAUCAACUAACAUGGGAGUGAUUUAUGGAUGCACCUUCCCCGGACACAAGGCUUAUGAACUUAUAAACGAGUAUUGGCAAAGAAGAAAACAGUUACAACAGUAUCGAGAAGAUGACUUCGAGCUGAAUGGUUGGCUUUCAAGAGUGGCUGAAGUAUAUUCAAGCAGUAGCCAGUGGUACAUAGAUAAAAUCGAACCGCUUCUCGACUAUCACGCGAAGCCCAUUCUUCGAUUAGAGAAGGAACUGCGGAACGAGCUCGCGCGCAUUUACUACCAGGAAACGAUUGAUGAGUUCAUUUUCACGUACAUGGCAGAAGACAUCGAAAGUUCCAUUAAGGUCCAUAAUUGCGGUGGAUUCUUGAAGUCCAUGACUUUCGACAAUCAACAUCAGUUAUCGGCCUUAGAUCAACAUGUUGCACCAGGAUUACGAUUAUGGAUGUUGAUCGCUCUUGUCUCUGGUGUGCUUCUAAUCAUGGUUGUUCUGGUGUGUUGUUUUAUGCGAAUAAGGAUACCACGGACAAAGCGCCAAAUCGACCUGAUCGCUGCGAAACGAAAGAUGAGGAAUAAAAGCGCCAAAGCAGUUCAUGCGGAUGAACGCACUCAAGCCAUAGUCAUGAACUCAAUGCGACCAAAGUCUAGUUCGAGUGCAAACCCAAUGAUUUCAGAGCAACUAGUGGUUGAUCAACCACAUAGUGUACAUAAAGGCUCCAGACAACAUACUGAAGUAUAA
Messenger RNA from Necator americanus (New World hookworm), 2199 nucleotides. RefSeq lists its product as uncharacterized. The record is from RefSeq and is a predicted model, not a curated record. The transcript is spliced from 18 exons. Gene Ontology annotation, molecular function: hexosaminidase activity. Bases 1 to 2199 code for a protein of 732 amino acids. Gene Ontology annotation, biological process: carbohydrate metabolic process. NCBI's taxonomy places the organism in Eukaryota, Metazoa, Nematoda, Chromadorea, Rhabditida, Ancylostomatidae.